AGCUUAACCGGUCCCUGAGUGCGCAGGCGUGCCUGCCUUGGCUAGCCAGGCCUGAGGGCUGUCUCCGACGGGUGUUCGCAGGGGUCCAGGAGCCAGGGUCUACAGACCUGGGCCCUGCCAGCGCCAUGGGCAGCGGCUGCCGCAUCGAAUGCAUAUUCUUCAGCGAGUUCCACCCCACGCUGGGACCCAAGAUCACCUAUCAGGUCCCUGAAGACUUCAUCUCCCGAGAGCUGUUUGACACAGUCCAGGUGUACAUCAUCACCAAGCCAGAGCUGCAGAACAAGCUUAUCACUGUCACAGCCAUGGAGAAGAAACUGAUCGGCUGCCCCGUGUGCAUUGAACACAAGAAGUACAGCCGCAAUGCCCUGCUUUUCAACCUAGGCUUCGUGUGUGAUGCCCAGGCCAAGACCUGUGCCCUCGAGCCCAUCGUCAAAAAGCUGGCUGGCUACCUGACCACACUGGAGCUAGAGAGCAGCUUCGUGUCAACAGAGGAGAGCAAGCAGAAGUUGGUGCCCAUCAUGACCAUCUUGCUGGAGGAGCUAAAUGCCUCAGGCCGGUGCACUCUGCCCAUCGAUGAGUCCAACACCAUCCACUUGAAGGUGAUUGAGCAGCGACCUGACCCUCCUGUGGCCCAGGAGUAUGAUGUGCCUGUCUUUACCAAGGAUAAGGAGGAUUUCUUCAACUCACAGUGGGACCUUACCACACAACAGAUCCUGCCCUAUAUUGAUGGCUUCCGCCAUGUCCAGAAGAUCUCAGCCGAGGCAGAUGUGGAACUCAACCUGGUGCGCAUCGCCAUCCAGAACUUGCUGUAUUAUGGCGUCGUGACACUGGUGUCCAUCCUCCAGUAUUCCAAUGUGUACUGCCCGACACCCAAGGUCCAGGACCUCGUAGAUGACAAGUCCCUGCAAGAGGCCUGUUUAUCCUAUGUGACCAAACAAGGGCACAAGAGGGCCAGUCUCCGCGAUGUGUUCCAGCUGUACUGCAGCCUGAGCCCUGGCACAACUGUGAGAGACCUCAUUGGCCGCCACCCCCAGCAGCUGCAGCGCGUUGAUGAACGGAAGCUGAUCCAGUUCGGGCUAAUGAAGAACCUCAUCCGCCGACUACAGAAGUACCCCGUGCGGGUGUCUCGGGAGGAGCGGAGCCACCCUGCCCGGCUUUACACAGGCUGCCACAGCUAUGAUGAGAUCUGCUGCAAGACAGGCAUGAGCUACCACGAACUUGAUGAACGGCUGGAAAAUGACCCCAACAUCAUCAUCUGUUGGAAAUGAGGCUGGUGGGGGUUACACGCGGCUGUGGCUGCUCUCACUCCUUCUAAGUGCUCCCGGGUGCAUGAGGGCUAGACCGGUAAACUCGUCCAUAUUGUCUCAAGGGUGACCCUCACUUCUGUAAAUAAAAUCAUCCAUUUCAACCUA
Lutra lutra (Eurasian river otter) is the source of this 1412-nucleotide messenger RNA. It is a transcript of the gene NPRL2, whose product is annotated as NPR2 like, GATOR1 complex subunit. Gene Ontology annotation, biological process: negative regulation of TORC1 signaling; positive regulation of autophagy; cellular response to amino acid starvation. The transcript has 11 exons. The coding region runs from base 126 to 1268 and encodes 380 amino acids. The record is from RefSeq and is a predicted model, not a curated record. Gene Ontology annotation, cellular component: vacuolar membrane; GATOR1 complex. Gene Ontology annotation, molecular function: GTPase activator activity. NCBI's taxonomy places the organism in Eukaryota, Metazoa, Chordata, Mammalia, Carnivora, Mustelidae.